CUGAUAAGCUUGCAAAACACCGCUCCGAUCACCCAGUGAUCCACGCUCCACUGAGGAGGUUAUUCUUAAUCCAAUGUUCUUGAAUUUGAAGAAAGAGUGGAAUCGGCCAGCCCUGUGGACGACACAUCCGAGUACACUGCCGUUUUAGAUGACGAAAGAAAACAGAGCCUAAAGAUAUCAAAAACCCACAAAUAGUGAUUUGGAACUACUGCAACAUGGAGAAGUGGAAAGCUCCCUGUGAGAGAAACCGUUUCAAAAAAGAAAAGGGAGGUCAUUCCCCCAGGCGUUUGUCCUUUAAAACGAUAUACAGACACAGGAGCUCCACCCAGACAGGAAGAGAGCACUCUACUCAAGAAACUCAUCGUCCUGGUUUGCAAAGAAGAGAACAUGAUUCCCAGCUGCACAAGCCAUAUGUCAGACAACUGCGCCUACCCACAUGCAUAGGAGACCAAAGGAGAUCAAACUUGAGAACUCACAUGCUGAAUAUGAUUGUUAUGGACUUACAGCCGCUAAACCUGGUUGAAGAAGAAGGAUUCCAACAGUUAGUGCAAGUCCUACAGCCGUCUGCUGACAUUCCACUAAGUGCCUCUUGGGUUCGAACUGAACUCUUGAGUAUGUAUGCGCAUAUAAGACUGAAAGUGCAGAAGGAAGUCAGUUAUGCAAAAGACCUGGUGCUUUCCGCCGAAAUGUGGAUCUCAAGCAAGGAUGCAUCCUAUCUCACGGUAAUUUGUCACUUUAUUGAUGAGAACUGGGAACUGAAAUCGUACAUGCUUGAAACGGCACAUCUUCUCGGUGAGCACACACCCGAGAAUGUACAUCAGCAGCUUGUGAGAAUUUCAACUGAGUGGAAAAUCAUUGAUAAAAUUCAGGUAGUGGUCGUGAAUGUAGAUGGCAUGAAAAAGCAAAAAGCAAGGUGGACAUACAUGCCUUGCUUUAGCCAUACCCUCAACAAAGUCUUCAAUGAAGCUAUGGAUAACUCUGACUGGAGAGGUUUGCUGAAGAAGUGCCGCCGUAUCGUUGCAUUUUUUCACCAGAAAAGUGAAGCACUGAGAACAGUUCAGCUGACUCAGUCUCCUGGGGCUGACUGGCUUCCUGUGCUUACCAUGCUGGAAAACAUCUCUGACCAGUGGCAGUCCAUUUCCACAGAGUUCAUGAAAAGGCAAGAGGACAAUCUUUGGCUCAAUGAAAAAGAGAGAAUGAUGCUGGAUAGUGCAGUGGUGGCACUCAGGGUCAUCAAAAACAUCGUAGAGGAGAUGGGCGAGAGCGGUUACAGUUCAGUCUCCAACAUUAUACCUAUGUGCGACAAACUUCAGAGGAGUCUGGAACAUCUAAGGCAAAAUGGGAAUAAGGUAGCACAGAGGCUUGCUGAGAGAAUUGACCAUCACAUGGGAAGCAUCAAACAAAAUUUACUGUUCUCUGUUAGCACAGCUCUGGAUCCAAGAUUCAAAAGCAGUGUACUCCAGCACUUCGAAAAAAUCAAAGCUUACAUCAAAGAAGAAAUGCGCAAGCAGGGAAGUGGAGCAAGUAGUAGCGGAUGCAAAAAAGAACAUGGUGGCCAGAGAAGUUAUGAAGAUUUACUUCUACAUAGAUACGCCACAGAAAGUGACACAUCAAGAACUCUGAAUCCUUUUGUGUUUUGGUCAACUAAAAAUGAUUUUAAAGAAUUGACCAUAGUUGCCCACAAAUACCUCACUCUGGUCUCCACUGCUAUUCCAUUAGAGCGUGUUAUGCAGCAGGAAAAAUCACAGCUCGUUUUUAACAGGAGAAAAUGUGUGGAACUGGAAAAUAUCAAUAUGAUGCUGUUUCUGAAUAACAAUCACAAAAUAUGAGACAUUCAAGAGGGAACAACACUUGUAUUCGGACAAAUGUGUAAAAAUGAAAAUUACACACAUUGUGUCUCAGUGGAAACAGGUGUUUGGAACUGAGGGAUGACAGAUGAUGUGAAACAAACAGAUGAUUGAAACUCUCAAAGUCACAUACUAUUAAAUGGAUGAUGCUUUUUAUUCAUUUUUAUUCAUUUUCAUUUUGUGUCACCCCCUUUAUGUUUCUUUAUUUUAUUCUUUAUUUUAUUUUAUUUAUUUUAUUAUAGGACUGCUUUUUUAUCCUAGUAUAGUGUCAUGAUUAUUUUACUCUGUCUGAUUUAAAAGCCUUUACUACGCUGCCUUGUAAAAGUAUUUGCCCCCUCCUAAUUUCCUUGAUUAUUUUUCUUAGCAUAUUUGACCAAUAAAUGGUUUCAGAUUUUCAAACAAAAUAGGCCAAGGGGAUCCAUAGGAAACACAAAACUCAGUUUAAUUUAUUGAUUGAAAGAGGUUUGCAAUAACCCAUGUGAAAAAUUUUGCAAAUUAAUUGCUCCUUUGCUUCAGAUUGUUUUUUCUUGCUGCAUAAUCCAAUGAUGCUUGAACUUCAGAUCAUGGACGGAUGGCUAAACAUUCUCCAGAAGGACUUUCUGGUAGAAAAUAGAAUUCAUGGUUCCAUUAAAUAUGACAAGUUACCCAGGACAGGAAGCAUCAAAGCAGCCCCACACCUUCACACUACCACCACCAUGUUUGUUGAUAUGAUAUUCUUAUUGUGAAAUGUGGUGUUAGCUUUAUGCCAGAUGUAACGGGAUAUUUGUCUUUAAAAAAGUUCCAGUUUCAACUCACUAGUCCACAGGAGAUUAUUCCAAAUGGCUUGGGGUCAAGAAGGUGUAUUUUAAAUUUGAGAUGAGCCUUUAUGUUUCUCUUGUUUAGAAGUGUUUUGAAACCUUUGCAGUUUCUUUCUAAUGAUGGAAUCAUAAAUGCGGACCAUGUCUGAAGUGAGUAAGGCCUGUAGCUCCUUAAAUAUUUACCUGGCUUCCUUUAUGACUUCUUUUAAGAGGCUAGCCACUUACCACUGUUUCACCACUGUUCCAAAUACCUCACUGUGGUCUCCACUUCUAUUCCAUUGGAGCAUGUUAUGCAACAGGAAAAAUCUAAGCUAAUUUUCAACAGGAGAAAAUGUGCAUAGCUGGAAAAUAUGAAUAUGAUGCUGUUUCUGAAUAACAAUCACACAGAAAUAUGAAACACUCAAGAGGGAACAACAUUUGUACUUUACAUAUUCAGGGAAAUGUGACAAAAGAAAAUGACAGUGUUUCACCCAUGUGUUUCGAAGGAAACAGGUGAAACUUCAUGUUUGCUUGAGUCCCAGAGCUUAAAAAAGGCUUUGUAACAGUUCCCAGACUGAUGUACUCUUUCUUAUCCCCUCUAGACUGAAGUGUGCAGCUUAUUGAGACCUUUUAGCCAACUUCAUAUUUCUGAGUAGGUUCUAUUUAAGUAAUGUUUACAUUCAAAAGAGCUGGUAGUAAUGAAGCAUGGGUGUGUCUAGUUUAACUGAUCUCAGUUAUCAACUAAAUUUGGUUAAUUUGGUUGCUUAACUAGGGGGCAAAUACUUUUUUACACAGGGCCACUUGUUAUGUGAUAACUUUAUUUAUACAUGAUAUUAUGAUUUUGAAACUGUAUUUUGUGUUUACUCAGGUUGUCUUGUUUAAAGAUCUGAAACAGUUAAGUGUGACAGAUUUGCAAAAAUCAGCAAGUUGUAUUUCACAGAAUUGUACACUUCAUUUUAGCCUUUUUUUUAUUAAAACAAUCACAUAUAUUCCUUUAAACAUGCAUUAGGUCAUUCCAUGUUAUUUCAUGUUAUGUGUUCUAAGUUUCAAAACACAGUCAUAAAACAUCUGUACUAAUUUUAUACACAGGUAUAUACAACUUACAUAGUGCUAAUAGCCCUGUGCUUAUCAUAUGACGCUUUGCAUAAUAAGAUGUAAAUAGUGUGGAAUAGAGAAUAAACAAAUAAAAAAUAAGUGUA
Molecule: messenger RNA, 3822 nt
Organism: Pygocentrus nattereri (red-bellied piranha)
Lineage: Eukaryota; Metazoa; Chordata; Actinopteri; Characiformes; Serrasalmidae
Product: E3 SUMO-protein ligase ZBED1
Exons: 5
Coding region: 216-1829 (537 amino acids)
Molecular function (GO): protein dimerization activity
Source: RefSeq, a predicted model, not a curated record